UUCGCAGCUAAAGAGUCUUACAUCAAGGGUGCUCUAUAAAGAGUGCUAUAGCCCGAUCGUUGAUUUAUUUAUAUAGUUAGUCGGUUUGUUUAUCGAAUUGGGAUAUCGGUUCGAGUGUUGGAGUGGUUCUGAAGAGUGGAUCGAGCGGCGCGCGGGUUCGUGGUUCUCUGCGACGGAAGCGGGCGUCGUCAUUUCCGGUCGCUGCUGGGACGAUUCGAGGUGUCGCCGCCGAUUUUUUUAUGCCGCGGAUGGAUUAAGAACGGCGGACAGCGGGUACACUGCAGCCGGCGGACAUACUUCCGCGGUCCUGGAGUCCAUGUCUGCAGGUGGCAACUACGGGGAAGGUCCCGUGGUGCCGGUGGUGGAUCGAGGCAACGACGGCAGUGGCGCCGGGGGCAACAACGACUUACAGAGCCUCUUGCCCGAGCUCAAUGGCGUGGAGCUGGCAAUGAGCCUGAGCCCCAAAGGGCAUCUGGGUCAGGGAUCGCUCAGCCAUCUUCAGCAGUUACACCACAGCACUCCGUUCAGCGUUACAGACAUUCUCAGUCCUAUCGAGGAGUCGUAUAGGAAGCUGGAAUUGGCGGCCAAUCCGCCAUCACCGUACAGAUCAACCUCAAGCGGAAGCAGUAUAAAUUCUCCGGGUAUCACAGGAACUGGUCCGUGCAGUAUGAACGGCGGUUAUCCCGUCAUGGGCCAGUUCGGCGGUGGCCAGUACUGCCCAGUGUCCGAAAAUUUAGGUCUUGCCUCCCACUACUCCUCUGGAUGGUACCAAAGCUCAGCGGACCCCAGAUUUGCAAUUUCCAGGCUGAUGGGCACUUCGGCCUCCGCCGCCAACAUGGGCCACGGCCUGAACGCGGCCGGCAUGCCUGGCCUGGGCCCGUGCGCGGGCGUGCCGGACGCCAAGCCGAUGCAGUUCCCGCUGGCGCAGCGCCGGAAGAGGCGUGUCCUGUUCACGCAAGCCCAGGUUUACGAAUUGGAAAGGAGAUUUAAGCAACAAAAGUAUCUGUCAGCCCCUGAAAGAGAGCAUUUGGCUUCUCUCAUUCAUCUCACCCCUACCCAGGUGAAAAUCUGGUUCCAAAACCACCGGUACAAGUGCAAGCGACAGGCCAAAGAAAAGGCUAUGGCCGAGCAAAAUCAACACAACCAGUCCUCCAGUUCCCCUCGAAGAGUAGCCGUUCCCGUUCUAGUCAAAGACGGCAAACCGUGUUCGGGUAGCAGUAACCAAACAACCACCUCCACUGGGGGAGGCCAGACAACUUCCGACACGUCCAGGUCACAACAGUCCUCCGCUUGUCAGUCCAGCCAGGCGGCAGCUCAGGCGCAAUGCAUGGCCAACGGUGGCCUGGCUAUGGCCUACGGCAGGCAACAGGCCAACUACCAGCAACAAUGUGGCGCCUAUUUGCCGCUUCAGGCCCGGGCCUGGUAGUGUCACGAGCAAUACGGGCUCGUCUACAGUAGCGACAUGUGAUAUAGUUUCGAUUAAGAAUGUUCGGUUCAGAUCACAACUUAUUUAGUAGCCAGCUAGCCAAUUUUACGUUUAGUUUUUAGUUAUUUACAAAUAAACUUUUAGUCACGCGAUUAAGCUUGAACGGCACAGCGGUGCCCACUUUUACAUAUUCUCUUUUAAUCAACAUAUUUUAGGAAACAAAGAAAUUAAUUAAUUAUAAAUA
This is a messenger RNA of Sitophilus oryzae (rice weevil), 1670 nucleotides long. RefSeq names its product homeobox protein Nkx-2.4-like (gene scro). The transcript is spliced from 7 exons. The coding region runs from base 317 to 1426 and encodes 369 amino acids. Gene Ontology annotation, biological process: regulation of transcription by RNA polymerase II; cell differentiation. Gene Ontology annotation, molecular function: DNA-binding transcription factor activity, RNA polymerase II-specific; RNA polymerase II cis-regulatory region sequence-specific DNA binding. Gene Ontology annotation, cellular component: nucleus. NCBI's taxonomy places the organism in Eukaryota, Metazoa, Arthropoda, Insecta, Coleoptera, Curculionidae. The record is from RefSeq and is a predicted model, not a curated record.